AUGGUGCAAACUUCGUCAAGUCUGGUGGAGAUCGCUUUUCCAUCUUAUCAACCUGGCGGCUCGAGCGGUGUGACUGAGACUAGCGAUCCUCUUAGUGAUCCAGAUGCUUGCUUGAGAGAUGCAAUUCUUAUGCAGCGCCUGGGAGUCAACACUAUCAGAGUCUACAACUUGAUUGCCGAUGUCAACCACGACGAGUGUGCAUCCAUCUUCAACGCUGCUGGUAUCCACAUGAUCCUGGAUGUAAACAACGGCUUCUACGGGUCCUACAUUGACCGCGUCCAGCCUUGGACAACUUACACCAGCGAUUACCUAAACCACGUUUUCGGCAUCAUCGAGGCUUUCGCACCUUACCCCAAUCUUCUCGGAUUCUUCUCCGGUAACGAGAUCAUCAACGAACAGAGUGCUUACAAUGCACCCGCCUACAUUCGCGCUGUGACGCGCGACAUGAAGGACUACAUUGCCAAGAACAUCGACAGAGAGAUCCCUGUUGGCUACUCAGCUGCUGAUGUUGACGACGUCCUUAGCGACACUUGGGAGUACCUUGGCUGUGAGCUGUCAAACUCGACGUCUUCCAAGAUCGACUUCUUCGGCCUCAACGACUAUGAAUGGUGCGGUGAUAGCACCUACGAGCAAUCUGGAUACAGCAAGCUGGUUGAUCUAUUCGGCAACACCAGCAUUCCUGUCUUCUUCUCCGAGUACGGAUGCAACCUCGUCAAGCCCCGCACUUUUACCAACGUGCCUGUUCUUUACGGCGAGCAGAUGAGUGUCAUGUCCGGUGGUUUGGUCUACGAAUACUCCGAGGGCUCAAACGACUACGGUCUUGUCAACAUUACCAGCGCUGACGAGAUCCACCUCCGUGAAGACUACGGCUACUUGGCUACGCAGUACAGCAAGCUCGACGAGAGCCUCCUUAACUCUGCAAACAGCACUGCCACCGGUCGCAAGCCUCCUACAUGUGAUCCUGACCUCAUCACCGAGAGCUCUUUCUACAAUGCCUGGAACCUACCCGCUCGUCCCAGUGGCGUCGAUGCCAUGAUCAGUAGCGGUAUUUCGAGCGCAAACAAGGGAAAGACUGUUUCCGUCACCAAGACCGCCAUGCCCGCUACUGUCUACGAUUACAACGGUGAACAGCUCAACAACCUCGAGCUCACCGUUCUGUCUGAGCAAGACAGCAACCAACCUGGCCUUGCUGGCAACUACACUCCUUCAACCCCUACCGGAACCGCCUCAGCCACGGGCAGCAGCAGCACUGGCGGUAGCUCCAGCGCCACCCGCAGCAGCUCUGGAACUACCAGCAGUGGUGCCGCCUCGUCUAUGGUUGUCUCCUCGGGCGCUGCGACCUUCGGUGCUUUCCUUGCAUCUCUCUUCUUCCUGUAA
Molecule: messenger RNA, 1377 nt
Organism: Aureobasidium namibiae CBS 147.97
Lineage: Eukaryota; Fungi; Ascomycota; Dothideomycetes; Dothideales; Saccotheciaceae
Exons: 4
Coding region: 1-1377 (458 amino acids)
Biological process (GO): fungal-type cell wall (1->3)-beta-D-glucan biosynthetic process
Cellular component (GO): fungal-type cell wall; cytoplasm
Molecular function (GO): 1,3-beta-glucanosyltransferase activity
Source: RefSeq, a predicted model, not a curated record